UUAGGCACAGCUGCAGAGAACAGAUUCCAACUCACACUCAGACUCAGAUCAGUUGAAAGUGAAACGCAGAAUAUGUUGGACGUAAUUGCCCUGCUGCUCGUGACGCUUGCCGUUAGCUUCUGGUUCGUGCGCACACGGCUCAGCUAUUGGGCGCGACGUCGCAUAAGCCAUGUGCGGCCCAGCUUUCCCAUGGGCAAUCUGGAAGGCUUUCGCAGCACGAAGCACUUUAAGGACAUUCUGACGCCGCUCUAUGAGAGUUUCAAGUCCACUGGAGCGCCGUUUGCGGGCUUCUACUUUAUGCUGCGGCCCGUGGUGCUGGUGCUUGAUCUGGAGCUGGCCAAGCAGGUGUUGAUCCGGGACUUUGCCAACUUCGAGGAUCGCGGCAUGUACCACAACGAGCGUGAUGAUCCGCUUACGGGGCAUCUGUUUCGCAUCGACGGGCCCAAGUGGCGGCCACUGCGUCAGAAGAUGUCGCCCACCUUCAGCUCCGGCAAGAUGAAGUUCAUGUUUCCCACCGUCUCCGCCGUGGGCGAGCAGCUGGCGCAGGUCUGCGGCGAGUUGGCCAGCAAUUCCAUUUGCGGCAUUCUGGAGAUAAACGAACUGAUGGCCAGGUACACCUCAGAUGUGAUUGGCAACUGUGCAUUUGGCCUGGAGUGCAAUGGACUGCGCAAUCCGGAGGCCGAGUUUGCCGUGAUGGGGCGACGCGCCUUUAUAGAUCGGCGCCACAACAGACUCAUCGAUGGCUUCAUCGAAAGCUUUCCGAAUCUGGCCAGGCGACUGCGACUUUGCCAGAUACACCAGGACGUCACGAACUUUUACAUGCGCAUCGUCAGCGAUACGGUCAAGGAGCGCGAGUCCAAAGGGAUUGUGCGCAACGACUUCAUGAAUCUCCUGAUUGAAAUGAAGCAACGUGGCGAGCUCACGCUGCCCGAGAUCGCGGCUCAAUCGUUCAUAUUCUUUGCCGCCGGCUUCGAUACCUCCGCCUCGACUCUGGCCUUUGCGCUGUAUGAGUUGGCUAAACAGCCGCAGAUCCAGGUGAGGCUAAGAGAUGAGAUCGAGCUGGCAUUACAGACACACGACGGACAGUUCACCUACGAGUGUAUGCAGGAGCUGCGCUAUAUGGAACUAGUUAUAGCAGAGACGCUUCGCAAGUAUCCCACAUUGCCGCAUCUCUCGCGCAUCUCCAAGAAGUACUAUGCAGCCAAGGGGAAUCGCCACUUUUACAUCGAGCCCGGCCAGAUGGUUUACAUACCCGUCUAUGGGAUACAUCACGAUCCGGUGCUAUAUCCCGAGCCGCACAGGUUCAUACCGGAACGCUUUCUGGCCGACCAGAUGGCCCAGCGACCCACAGCAUCCUGGUUGCCCUUCGGCGAUGGACCGCGAAACUGCAUCGGCAUGCGAUUCGGCAAGAUGCAAACGAGCAUCGCCCUCUUCCAUCUGCUAAGACGGUUUCAGUUCAGUGUCUGUCCGCGCACAGAGUCCAAAAUCAAAUUUCAAAACUCGAAUCUAUUGCUGUGCCCAUCGACGGGCAUUUACUUAAAAGUUGAAGAGCUUAAGAAGGAACAAGAGCUUUUGCCAAUAAAUAUCGCGUACUCGGCGAAUCAUUUACUCAGUGUGCAUCGAGGUGUAGAAAUGUCGACAAUUCUAGUUCUGAUCGGAAUCAUCGUGACCCUGCUCUAUUAUGCAGCACGACACAGGCACAACUACUGGAAUCGCCGUGGAAUUCCACACGACGUGCCCAGGUUCCCGAAAGGCAACAUUGCCGAUUGGCAAACGAAGCGCCAAUUAGGCGUUAUCUUCAGAGACUACUAUCUGAAGUACAAGAACAGAAAUGCGCCGUUCGCUGGCUUCUAUUUCUUCUUUACGAAGACCGUGGUUGUGACCGACAUGGAGCUGGUGAAGCGUGUGUUAAUAAAGGACUUUAGUAACUUUGAGAAUCGAGGUAUUUUCCACAAUGAAGACGACGAUCCUCUGUCCGCGACAUUGUUCAGCAUUGAGGGUCAGAAGUGGAGGCAGUUGCGCCACAAGCUGACGCCCACCUUCACCUCCGGUAAGAUGAAGAACAUGCUGCCCAUCGUUUUGAAAGUCGCCGAGGAAAUGGCCAAGAUCUUUAAGGAGAAGGUGUCCACAUCGCAAGUAGUUGAGGUUACCGAUUUGGUGGGACGCUACACGGCCGAUGUCAUUGGCAACUGCGCCUUUGGUCUCGACUGCAACAGCCUGCGUGAUCCCGACGCGGAUUUCGUUCGCAUGGGCAAACGGGCUGUGUCGGAGCGGCGAUAUCGUGGCAUCUUAGAUUUCUUUAUAUUUGGCUUCCCUAAGCUGGCGCGUCGCAUGCAUCUCAAGAUAACAGUGGAGGAGGUGGAGGAGUUCUAUAUACGCAUCAUCCGCGAUACCAUCAAAUAUCGCUUAAGGACCGAAGAAAAGCGCAACGACUUCAUGGACAUGCUCAUCGAAUUGUACCAGAAGCAGCAGGCGGGCAACACCGCAGAGGGUCUGACCUUUGAGGAGUUGGCUGCCCAGGCAUUUAUCUUCUUCGUGGCCGGCUUCGAAACCAGCUCCACAACCAUGGGAUUUGCUCUCUAUGAGCUGGCGCUGCAUCAGGACAUACAGAACAAGCUGAGAGCGGAAAUCAACGAGGUGCUGAGUAUGCAGAACAAUGAAUACACUUACGAUAAUGUGAAGGCAAUGAAAUAUCUGGAACAGGUUGUCAUGGAAACUCUACGAAAGUAUCCCGUGCUACCCCAUCUUACCCGGAAGACCAUCUCAGACUAUUCACCCGGAGAUCCAAAGCAUUAUAUUGAAAAGAACACCGCAGUUGUGAUACCAGCCUUGGGCAUACACUACGAUCCCGACAUAUAUCCGGAACCAGAAAAGUUCAAGCCCGAACGCUUCACAGAGGCGGAGAUUGCCGCUCGGCCAGCCUGCAGCUGGCUGCCCUUUGGCGAUGGUCCGCGCAAUUGCAUCGGCUCACGUUUUGGCAUGCUGCAAACGUCUGUGGGCUUGGCCCACCUGAUUAGGGACUUCAAGUUCAGUGUAUCGCCACAGACCCAAAUACCCAUGAAGUGGAUCACGAAGAAUAUACUCUUGUCAGCUGAGAACGGUAUUUACUUGAAUGUGGAAAGAGUAUCAAAAUAAACAGCAGAGGCUUAA
This is a messenger RNA of Drosophila navojoa, 3150 nucleotides long. RefSeq names its product Cytochrome P450 6a22 (gene Cyp6a22). The record is from RefSeq and is a predicted model, not a curated record. NCBI's taxonomy places the organism in Eukaryota, Metazoa, Arthropoda, Insecta, Diptera, Drosophilidae. Gene Ontology annotation, molecular function: iron ion binding; oxidoreductase activity, acting on paired donors, with incorporation or reduction of molecular oxygen; monooxygenase activity.